GAGCCCGGAGUUGCCAUGGUUCGUUGUCCCCUCGGGGCCUCGUCGGUGAAGUUCAUGUUGUCUCGGAGAUCGAUCCUGCUUCAUGUUGAUGUGGAGGGAUAAAGUGCUAGAUGCGAGGCUUGGGAUGGGGGAGAACCUCCUCUCCGGAGCUGAUACCUGAUAUUGAUAUAUACUCAUUUAUUCCUCCGCGGCUGAAGUGCCUGUAUCUGAGUGAGUGCCAGCGUGCCCUCGGUGCCAAUGGUAUGUAUGUAUUUUACUUGGGGCUCAGCUCAUGUGGUGUAACACGCCGCCCUCGGCCUUACCACAUUCUCCAAGAGGUUUGCAGUUUUGGGGCUGAAGAACACGGAGCUUGUCUCGAGCACAACACAACCAACUUACUGCGCAUGUACACCAGUCGACGUCCAUCAUCGACGGUGGACGCACUUCUUUUCUCCGUGGACGACGACCUUCAGUCGCUGGUGUUUCCGCCUUCCAUUACCUGGACGACGGGAAGCUGGUUUCCAGCUCAAAGCCGUAGCCCGCAGCCUCGCGCUAGGGUUUGUUUAGCCAAAGUGGUACGAGUACUGUACUUUGGGUCAAUUGUUGAUUGCCAUCGUCGUCGUCAUCGUCGUGUUGGAGGGAAUUCUAGGUCAACCGCUCUGAUUUAAAUGGCGUUGUCGUCGUUGUUGUUUUGGGACGGGUUUGAUGAACCCCGUUUCAGGCCUGAAACAUGCGGCCCUGGCAGUCUCGAACCCCCAAAAAGUUGCAGCGGCGAGUUUCAAAAAUAGCCGCCCAGACUCGGGCCUUGGCGCUUUCAUUCGCAGAGCUUCAGCAUCGAUUCGCUUCUCUAUCAUCUUCAUGGUCUGUGUACGGAUAACUA
This is a messenger RNA of Parathielavia appendiculata, 859 nucleotides long. RefSeq lists its product as uncharacterized. NCBI's taxonomy places the organism in Eukaryota, Fungi, Ascomycota, Sordariomycetes, Sordariales, Chaetomiaceae. Bases 111 to 647 code for a protein of 178 amino acids. The record is from RefSeq and is a predicted model, not a curated record. The transcript has a single exon.